UCCAAAUUGUUUGUUUCAAUGAGUUCUACAACUCCAGAUAGACAAGCUCUUCAAGGACUCCCCAGUGAACGAGAAGUGGCAUUUAUCGCGUUGAGAUUUCUUUCACAGUUUGAUUGCAACGGAAGCGUCCAACGCUUGGCUGAAGACUUGGGUAACAAGAACUUACUUCCAGUAGAAUAUGACUGGGAAGGAAACUUGAGAACCAUCUCGUUCGAUGAAUUGUCAAACCUGUAUUCUCACAUUGACAACAGUUUUCUCAUGAACGCUUUAGGAUAUGCACUUCCUAGAGGACAUAAUGCUAUAACCACCUUUUUGCAGGUACCACAAGGAAACCGCGCCAACGGUAAAAUUAGGUCACAAUCGUGUAUACAUUUGUUGCUAAGAAGAGCUACACAAAGAGUACUUAUGAGCAUUGAUGAGUGGCCAACCUCAUUUCUGUACAAAAAUAUCAAGAGACUCAAAACAGUGGUUGGCCAUGUGAAGCCUGUCUAUUGCAUUGCUUUUGACUCGUUUGCCAAAUACUUGGUAACUGGAGCUGACGACCACUGCAUCAAAGUGUGGUCAGUUGAAACUGGUUAUUUAUUAUACACGCUCAAGUUUCAUGAGGGAGAAAUUACGGAUCUCGCUUUGCAUCCUUGGAAGCCCAUAUUGGUAUCUGCCAGCAAUGAUAGCAGCUUAUGUGUUUGGGAUCUUCAUUCCGGCGUGCUAUUAAAUGUUUUAAAGGGCCACAGCAGAGGUUCGAGUGCGGUGACUUUUUCUCGCAACCCGGAACAUCCUUUUGUUGCUUCUGGAGGUUCGGAUGGCUGCAUAUUAUUAUGGAACAUAGAUCACCCAGAGCUUGGUCCAGUCUGUGAAUCUUUAACUCAAAUUCAAAGAGCAACUCGUCGUAUUGAGGAAGAGGAUGAAUUGGACGAUGAUUUCAUACCUCCUUCAGAGAGUGAUGAGAGAUGGAACAAUGUUGAAGAUGAUACUAGUAACGACAGAAUGGAUAUACAAGGCAACUCUGUUUCAGGCACUGAACCUGCUUCUCCAGAAGAAAACAGUUCUGAUGGAGAGGGAACUGAGCAAUAUUUGCAGAUUCUCAGCCUGGAGUUUAACAAUGCUGGCACACUUCUGGCCGUCGGAGCAACGAAUCAUCGAGCAUAUUUGUACCGUAUCACAUAUAACGGAGUCGAACUACCUCAAGUUCAUCAACUUUCCACUCUCAAAGGUCACAUCGGUGCUAUAUAUCAUGUGCGUUUUUCACACCGAGGUGAACGUUUGGCUACAGGUGGAACAGAUGGCCGUUCAAGAAUUUGGAAAAGAAAGAAUAUUCAAGGCACGCAAUGGUCGUCCCUCAUGUUAAGCAUGCGACAAGAUCAACUUGGUCCUUCUUCAACAGAUUCGACACGCAGUCGUAGAGUUAAUGAACCUCCUCGAGUAACAUCACUUGUUUGGUCACUUGAGGAUAAAUUUGUGGUCACAGCCAGUAGCGACUGCAAGAUCCGUGUCUGGAACUCAAUUUCAGGAGAAUUGAUACACUGCUUAAAUGAACAUCAAGAUCAUAUUUAUGUUUUGGAUACGAAUCCAUGUGAUAAGAGAAUAAUUCUGUCAGCUGAUCAUCAUUCUGAAAUUAUUUUAUGGGAUAUUGAGCAAGGGGUAGUUUUGAAGAAGUUUGAAUUGACGUCACCAGAAAUGUCGUUUCAUUCGUCGUUUGCUUUUCAUCAUCGCAGUUUAGAUGGUUGUUUUUCACCCAAUGGAAUGUUAUUUGCAAUAUCGGAUGAGAGUGGAGCUUUUAUUCUUUUUGGGCAUGGAAAUGGAGAAAAUUUAGCACUUGCACCAGAACAACAAUUUUUCGUUCAUGAUUUGCAGGCUGAGCAAUUUCAUACGUUAGAAGAAAGAGAACGAAGAGCAAAGGUACCAAGUAGAGGUCUCCUUUGCGAUAUGAGAGGUGUGGCAUACCCACUUGGUAUGCAGCCUCUUCAUAUUUUUCGACAGCAUAAUUGUGAUUAUAGUUUUUCGGUGGAACAAGCACAUGCACACUCCGAUUUGAUUGCUCGUGCAGAAGCAUCCAGACAGUUAGAACUUGAAGAACAAGAGCGAAUUGCUCGUGAAGAACGUGCUAGAGCAAGGGCAGCUGCUAUUGCCAGAUUGAGAAGGGAAAUGAACGAUUCAGACUCAGAAGAUGACGAAUGUGAUGAUGCCUCUGGAAAUAUCAGACAACGCUUACGUAAACGUGUAAGUAGAAGGCGUGCUAUGAUAGAAUAUCCAUUUUCGGAAAGUAGUGAGUCUUCUUCGGAUCCGGAAUUGGUCUAUUCGACUAGUGAUUAUUCAACCUCGGAUGAUACCGUGGAGAAUAGCUCUUUAGAUGGAAGUGAAAAUUCAGUUUUCAACGUGAAUAACUCUACUGACUCUCAAGCUUCAGUUUCUGAUGUUUCAUCACCAAAUAUGGAAGACAAUCAUUAUCUUAGGAGUCGUCUGAAGCGUUCACGAAGCCAACCCAAAGCAGCAACAAAGUUACUUCGUCAUAAGAGAAAAAAUGGACGAAAUGAUGUUUCCAAUUCCAAAGGCGUACGAUGGACACAGUCUAAGAUAAGUAUUCGUCGAAAGUUAAACAAGUCAGAGUGGCUUCGUGCGUUAUCCAACGAUUUUACAAUUUAUGAAUACGUACCUCAAGUUGAUGACGAAAUCUACUACUUUCCAAAGGGUCAUCUAGACUUUGUAAGAGCGGAAGGAAUAGGUCAGAAGAAUUAUGUUGAGCUUGUUGAGUAUUUUCAAGAUGAGAAGAAACCGAAGAAGCUUAAAAUAUGCUCGGUCGAAUAUAUUAUUGUACAGAGAAGAAAGCCAUAUACUGCAGCUCGCCUUCAAGUUACGCCCUUGGAAGGACAAAGUUCAGAGAAGGUUUGUUUUGAACUAGAUUACAUGUUUUCGGAACAAGUGCCAGACUUUGUUGUUUUGGCCUCUCGUGUGGAGUCAUCACUUAGUCGCCAUUGGCGAGUAGGUGAACAUUUUCGUACAGUAUAUAUCGGCCGCGAUGGACAAAAGUCAUUUUACUACGGUACUGUAAGGUCCGUAUCGCGGAGUAUGUAUCGGGAACCUUGGAAUAGUAUUUAUGUACAAUGGGAUGCUGACAGAACGGAAGAAAUGCUUAGUCCCUGGGAUUUGAUGGAGCCUAUUGAUGUUUCUUCAGAGACGGAACUAAAUGAACCUUGGGUAUCGAUUUUGAAAACUUGGACAAAAGUGUUUGAGGAAGAUGAACCACUUAUUGAAAUAUGUUCUCCUUUUUUUGUUUCCUUAGAGGAAUUGGUUGUCUUUCCGGGAUAUACCGAUGUAGUUGCAUUGCCUUUGAAUCUGGAAAUUGUUUAUCUUCGGUUGAAAUAUGGAUUUUAUCGUAGUUUGAAUAGUUUUGACAACGAUCUAAAGUUGGUUCGUGAUAAUUGCAUUUUAUAUAAUGAAGAAGGCAGUGCCAUUCAAGGACAAGCGAGACAGAUGUAUGAACGGCUAUUCUCCAUAUUUAUAGCUUCUAUUUGUAAAGGAACAUCAAACAAUGGAUUCCAUGAAACUGUUGGAUCCUCUAGUCAUACUCCAAGUCGAAGAACGAAAGUUAUGAAGAGAAUAGAAAUAAGUUCGGAAGAGGAAUGAUUCCCAUCGGUCCCGUGGUCCAC
This is a messenger RNA of Galdieria sulphuraria, 3644 nucleotides long. Its product is annotated as transducin family protein / WD-40 repeat family protein. The record is from RefSeq and is a predicted model, not a curated record. The transcript has 4 exons. NCBI's taxonomy places the organism in Eukaryota, Rhodophyta, Bangiophyceae, Galdieriales, Galdieriaceae. Bases 19 to 3621 code for a protein of 1200 amino acids. Gene Ontology annotation, molecular function: protein binding. Gene Ontology annotation, biological process: regulation of cell shape; regulation of transcription by RNA polymerase II; cytoskeleton organization. Gene Ontology annotation, cellular component: nucleus.